Molecule: messenger RNA, 4223 nt
Organism: Danio aesculapii
Lineage: Eukaryota; Metazoa; Chordata; Actinopteri; Cypriniformes; Danionidae
Gene: ankmy1
Product: ankyrin repeat and MYND domain containing 1
Exons: 16
Coding region: 430-3375 (981 amino acids)
Molecular function (GO): protein binding
Source: RefSeq, a predicted model, not a curated record
ACAGCGAGAAAGCCGUAAUAGCGCGUGCACAUGAUGCGCGCUCUCGACAACCCCAAGUUAUCGCGGUUGCUUAGUUGCGCGGCGUUUAAUAGCUACAAUAGCAGAUCACUUGAAACACAAUAACAAACCAUCGAGUGACACGUGCUUAUUUGAAAAGGCUCUCCGGCUUUUGUCAUGUAUAUUAUGUUGUGAAUAGACCAUCUGGAGUACUAUACCACUGAAGAACCGGCAGUUCAUUUAAUAAGGACUUUAUUUUUCGCACAUAUUAUGGCUCUGGCAGAAAAUUUACGACAGUUUGCGAGACGUCAUGUCGUCAUGGUAACCGUCAGAGGUUAAACAUUACAAUAUAGUGCAGACAGAAGUACGCUGCUUAAAUAAAAGUGUAUAAAGUCAGAAUAUGAGCUGAAAAAGAAAGACAAGAACAGUAUAAUGUGGGAUAUUUCUUGCAAAAGAAAUGGAUAUGGAAUCCAGGAGUGGCCUGAUGGAUGUAAAUAUGAGGGGGAAUUCGUAAAUAACCUGAAACACGGCGAUGGCGUCUUCACCUGGACAAAUGGAGAGUUCUACGAAGGUUCAUUUUUUAAGGAUUAUCGUCACGGCAAAGGCACAUACUCCUGGCCGGAUGGUUCCAAAUACACAGGAAAGUUUUAUCUGAACCGAAAGGAGGGAUACGGAGUGCAAGUUUUCCCAGAUGGAUCGAGCUUUCAGGGUCUAUAUCAUGCAGGUGAACGUUUCGGCCCUGGGGUCAUGACGUACCCUGACGGCCGACAGGAUUUAGGCCUGUGGCACAGAGAAAAGUUACUGCAAAUGUGCAGCACAGUGGAAGAUGGUUUCAGUCUGGAGGAUUUCCCGGAAUACAUGACCAGACGGCUUGAGAAAGACCUGAAACAGCCCCUUUUUCCUGUCGAUGUGGAGGUGAGGGCAGACAGAGGUCAUCGCAUGUCAGAUCUGUGUUUAUUAGAGGACGAGGAGCACUUUAUUCUGCCUCCAGAGAUUGAGAGGUACUCCACAGACUCGGACCAUCUGCCUGUACCGAGGCAUCUGAGAAGAGAGCUGGACCUGCACUUUUUCGGCACUAGUGAGAUCAGCACAGAGUCACUGUCCAUAGCUGUGCCGCUACAGCAGCGCAUGAAUGCACACAUGCAGAGACACAGAUUUGAAGCAGAAACUUUAGACUGGGACGUCGCUGCUGUGCUAAACAUGAACAGGGCUCAGUUUGGACCCAAAGGUCCGCUGGAGCUCAACUCAGCGAGACUGAUCAUGGAAGCUUCUCGUGGUGAAUGCAGGAAUGUUCACCGAAUCCUCAGAGAUGGAGAAGUUCAUCCGGAUGUGAGCGAUGCAAGAGGACAUGCGGCUCUCAUAGCAGCAACGGUUCAAUGUCAUGAUGAUGUCAUCAACAUGCUGUUGGACAAUGGAGCUGAUGUUAAUAAGUUAAAUGGUGAAGGCAUGUCUGCUCUGGCCAUCUGUAUGGUCCUCUACUACCCUCUUCAGACCUUACAUGAGACCCUGGCAGAAAAAAUGCCUCGAAAUAUCAACCAAGAACCAGAGAUCAAGCCUCUGGAAGAUGUUGCUCAUGAAUCUUCUCCAGAUCCAAUGACAGAAACAGCCAGAGAUGAAAGCAAACCAGAGACAUCCGAGAGCAACCAAGCUGACCCACAUCUUGAACCCGAAAACCUUGAGGCGCAAGAAAAAAUCUACAAAAAAGAGACGGUUGUUCAACUGGAGGAGCUCAAGACUUCUGAGGAAACAAAUGAAAAUACAGACCUAAUCCAGGAAACGGUGCUUGAAGCCGAAGAUGAGCAGAACAUCAGGUCUCAAUCUGUUCAAGUGUUGGAUGGAAAUGAAGAGGAAGAUCUGGAGAGGAGUGUCAGGUCAGAUGAUCCGGGUUUCGACUCGGCCUGCUCUAUGUUGAGUUUUCAGAUCGAGGUGACGGAAGAUAUCUUGCAGAAGAGCGCUGAGAUCUUGAGCCUGACGCAAACGCUGAGUCCCACAGACACACAGGAGACUGUCCGCAGAAUCGCUCUGCUCAAGACUGAGCAUCGUAAUCGAUGGGCAACAGUUGAGCUUCUGUUGGAAAGAGGAGCAGAUCCGAACUCCUCUACUGUCCCGGUGCCUGUGAUCUUCCUGGCCAUCAAAGCUGCUCAUGUGAAGAGCGUCCGGCGGCUGCUGGAGUGCGGAGCUCGUACAGACAUUCCUCUGCCUCCAGAGCAGAAGGGUCUGUACCCCCUUCACAUAGCAGCUGGCUUGCUUGAAGCAGAGGGUCCUGAAAUCACCGAGCUCCUCCUGCACGCACUGACAGACCCCGAUCUCAAAGCUCAGGACCAACAUGAGGUGUUCCAGCUUGAUCAGGCUUUUGAGGAUCCUCCUGUCGGUCAGUUCAGUGACGCUCAUAUCCAGUUUUCUCAAGAAGGCGGCAGGACGGCGUUGCACGUGGCCUGUCAGAGAGACUCCGAACAUACUAAUGCUAGAGAUGUGGUGGCGCUGCUUCUGUCUCACUGCGCGAGCCCCAAUGAAGUGUGGAGUGGUCAUUCACCUCUGUCUCUGGCCAUCGCCAGUGGCAACCACCUUGCUGUGGAUGAGCUGUUGUCUGCCGGGGCUGAUGUUAAUCUUCCUUUGACUCGUCAUGUAGGCAGUGCCCUCUGUGCCCUCACCAACAUCAACUAUGACCACGAGCAGCAGCCGCGCAACCAUGUCAAGCUGCUGGAUAAGCUAGUGAAAGCAGGCGCUGACGUUCUCAUGCCUGUGAUGGUUUGCGAUGGCCGCAGGUGUACUAUGGGAACAGUAGUGGAUUAUGCGCACAUCACAUUCCAACAGAACCGGCGAAUGUCCCGCACCCCAUAUCAUGCCCUCAGCAAACACGAAAGGCACGUUUAUAACGCCCGCCGGCAGCUGCUCGGACUCAUGGGAGAUCUGAUGAGACAGGCCUCUAGCAGGAGGCAAGAGGAACAAGGCCAGGAUGAGUUUGGUGUGAGUCCCUCAGAGAGGUCUGUGUACAGUCGAUCAGCAGUGACAUCCAGUCUCCUGAACUCUCCUGAAAACAUCAGUAGGACGUCCUGUAAUAAACAGAGAGCACACAGAAAGUGGAGGUUUUGUGAGGAGUGUGGUCGUUCAGUGGGUGUUCAUCUGACCGCCUGCAGCCGCUGUCAUGAAGUCUAUUACUGCAGCAACACCUGCAGAGGCAGAGCAUGGGAACAGCGCCAUCGAGAGAAGUGUGUGCGGCUGCCAGUGGUCAAUGGAAAAAGCAACAGUGGAAGAAUUGAACCCAACAGACCACAUUCACCGUCGUCACCCAAAGAUGCCAAAGCCAACCCCUUCCACCUCAGCAUCAGCCCAGAAAUACAAGAAUACGACCUCAAUGAAAACUACAGCUUCAUUUAAAGUGCGGUACGACAUUAACAUCAAAACCCACAGCGUCACAUUUACAUCUCAUGAAAAGACAGAGACCGAAAGACGCAUCAAAUGUAUGCAAAACAUCUCGAAAGACACACAACGUCCAUUUCCUUCAAACAACUGUGCAUGUUUAUUACAUAAAACAGAGCAAAUUUACAAAGUCAGACCUCAAAUAAAACGCAAGUGCUGAACUAGAACAAAAUCAAAGGUCUCUCGAAACGCAUUACGCUUGUGUUUGAGCCCUUCUCACUGUCCUCUCGUUGAGUGCUGUCAAGAGUAUACAAUGUGCUUUUUAUUUAUACUGGACAACCGACAGACCCUCCAGGAUUUCGCGAUUUCACGAUCGCCAAAUUUAACCCAAAAUUAAGCAAAGCAAUCAGGACACUGUUCAAAUUCCUGCCACGAAACAGAGCACCGUCUGCAUAGUUUUACGUUCACAGAUAAUAUAGCAUUCACGAAUAGAUUGUGCUCGUCCAGUGUGCAAAGCUUCGAAUUGUCAUUACGCUUCUCAUACGAUGUGUGGUCCACGUCACAUGAUGUUAAUGUAGCGUGAAUUCAAAGCUUGUUUGAAAUAGUCCACAUAAGUAUCAAUCAGUCACACACAAACGAAAAGCACACGCGUGAUUAUUUCCAUCAAUGUGUUUAAAUAGCUUCCUUUCCUUCGGCUUAGUCUCUAUUUCAAAGGUUGCCACAACGGAAUAUUGGUUUCACUUUCAAAUUUGAUACAGCAGGUUUAAGGGGUAAGCUCUAGUUUGCUUUCUUUUUUUCUCAGUGUUUUCUUUAUACAAAUUUUUAUUCUUAAGGUCAAAAUAAUAAUAAAGGAUUAAGAAUGUACA